UCGGAGUUACACACAUUCAAUAUGAGCGCUAAAACUGCGAGCAACUUGUACUCGUUCCAGGAUUACAGAGCGGUGCCCGAUCAGAUUCACGAGCUGCGUCCCGAAUGCGUAGCUCCGCGUCCGGCGCCCAUAGUAAUCGACAACGGCUCUUUCCAGACGCGGGCCGGCUGGGCGUCCGGGGCCGCCGGCGACGUCCGCGCGCCGCUCCUGCAGUUCAAGUCGGUGGCGGCGCGCAGUCGCGGGGCGGCGCGCGGCGACACGCAGAUCGGCAACGACAUCGCGAACGUGGAGCCGCUGCGGUGGCUCCUCAAGAGUCAGUUCGACCGCAACGUGGUGGUCAACUUCGACAUCCAGGAGCUCAUGUUCGACUAUGUGUUCAUGCACCUCGGAAUCGGCACCGAGGGGAGAGUGGAACACCCCGUGGUGCUCACCGAGGCCCCGUGCAACCCGCUGCACUGCCGCCAGAUGAUGUCCGAGCUGCUCUUUGAGUGCUAUGGCGUACCGCACGUGUCCUACGGCGUGGACGCUCUCUUCAGCUUCUACUACAACAACACCCGCCGGGGCCUCCCGUCUCCGAGCACCGGGCUCGUCGUCUCCUCUGGAUACCACUGCUCUCACAUAGUGCCAGUCAUAAAUGGAAGGAUAGAUGCGGCAAACUGCAAGCGCGUCAACAUUGGCGGGAGCCACGCCGCCUCGUACCUGCAGCGCCUCCUGCAGCUGAAGUACCCUGGUCACGCGGCGGCGGUGACGCUGAGCCGAAUGGAGGAGCUCCUGCACGAGCACAGCUACGUUGCUGUCGACUACCAGCAAGAGCUGGAGAAGUGGCGCAGCGUGGAGUUCUACGAGCAGGAGGUCCACCGCAUGCAGCUGCCCUUCUCCGCCAAGGUGCUCGCUGGCCCCCUCAGCGCCGAAGAGCGGCAGGAGCGCCGCGCCCAGCAGCUGCGUCGACUGCAGGAGAUGAACGCCCGGCGGCGUGAGGAGAAACUGCAGCAGGACCAGGAGAGGCUGGACAGGCUGCUGGCAGUACAGGAGCUCCUGGAGGAGGGGCUGUUUGAGCAGUUCCACAAGAGCCUGGUGGAGCUGAACAUGGACUCGGCGGAGGAGCUGCAGUCUUACAUCUGCAAGCUGAGCUUGGCCGUGGAGCAAGGUCGGCAACGCAUCUUGCAGAGCGAGAUGUCAGAGCUGGAGCAGCCCCUCGAUGAGGCUGACAACAGCGCAGAGAUUGAUCCGGAUUUCGGCGAGGACACGGACGGGGAGAAACCAGCCACCUUAGCGCAGCCCACCUUCAACAUGGCCGAGUACCACCAGCUCUACGUCGGCACGGAGAGGCUGCGCGUCCCUGAGAUCAUCUUCCAGCCGUCGCUGACCGGGGACGAGCAGAUGGGGAUUAUGGAGACGCUGCAGUAUGUGCUGGACAGGUACGGCCCGGAGCAACAGGAAGCGCUGGUGCGCAAUGUUUUCCUCACCGGAGGGAACAUGUUGUACCCGGGAAUGAAGGAGCGGGCGGAGAGGGAACUGCUGGCUAUGAGGCCCUUCCAGUCCCACUUCCAGAUUUGCCGAUGUGAUGGUUUGUCGGGUGCCUCCCAGGUGGAGAUGGCGUCUCGGCCCGCUCUGGAUGCCUGGCGUGGAGCGUGCGAGUGGGCCUUGCGGAACUCCCCCGGCGCCUCGGGCUGGAUCAGCCGGCAAGACUACGAAGAGAAGGGGGGCGAGUACCUGAGCGAGCACUGCGCUUCAAACGUCUACCUGCCCAUGAGGAUUGCGAAACCUCCCCCGAAGGGACCCGAAGCUCCCGCGGCCGCCGGUUCGGUCCCGACGGGCACGGACGCCACGGCAGUCCCGGUCCCGGCUCCGACCUGACGUCACUCGAGCCGGGUGCGGAUAGGACUGCUCCGCACCGCUCCUUUGCAUUCCUCCUCUCCCCGUUUUUUACCGCGUUCCUUGACAAGACUUGGCCGCAACUGCAAACGUGCACAAACGAUCUGCGUCUGCGUGUCGGCAGCUUGCCUUGUAUAGCCCACUGUAAAUA
Messenger RNA from Scleropages formosus (Asian bonytongue), 2026 nucleotides. It is a transcript of the gene actr5, whose product is annotated as actin related protein 5. The transcript is spliced from 9 exons. The coding region runs from base 22 to 1857 and encodes 611 amino acids. NCBI's taxonomy places the organism in Eukaryota, Metazoa, Chordata, Actinopteri, Osteoglossiformes, Osteoglossidae. The record is from RefSeq and is a predicted model, not a curated record.